Aricia agestis (brown argus) is the source of this 10573-nucleotide messenger RNA. It is a transcript of the gene apolpp, whose product is annotated as apolipophorins. NCBI's taxonomy places the organism in Eukaryota, Metazoa, Arthropoda, Insecta, Lepidoptera, Lycaenidae. Gene Ontology annotation, biological process: lipid transport. Bases 46 to 9942 code for a protein of 3298 amino acids. The transcript has 57 exons. The record is from RefSeq and is a predicted model, not a curated record. Gene Ontology annotation, molecular function: lipid carrier activity.
UGCAUUCACCGUUCUGCCGCCGGUGUAGCACUGUGACCCCGCAACAUGGGGACGACCAGUAUUAGUAUAAGUGUUUUACUGCUAGCAGUACUAUGGACCCCGGCUUAUUCGAAUAAAUGCUCUAUAGCAUGUACGGGAUCAUCACCGAGCAAAUCCUUCGCGCCCGGGCAGACGUACCGUUACGAUGUGGACGGCACCGUGUCGGUGUACCUGGCUGGUGCUGACAAGCAGGACACCAGCGUCAAGAUCCUCGGUCAGGUGUCCGUCAGCUCUGCCGGCAACUGCGCCAUGGUGCUGAAGGUCAACAAUCUGGCGAUCUCCGGUCCCGAUGGCAAGAAAUACCCCGCGCCGAAGGGCAUCGACAAGGCGGUGAUGUUCAGCUACGAGAAUGGGCGCGUCGGCGCCGAGAUCUGCGCGGAGGAGGACGACCACCGCCCCUCCCUCAACAUCAAGAGGUCCAUCAUCUCCAUGCUGCAGGCUGAACAGAAAUCAUCCACCCAGGUUGACGUAUUCGGCGCGUGUCCCACCGACGUGUCCUCGUCCCACGAGGGCAGCAGGGUGCUGCUUCACCGCACCCGUGACCUGAGCCGCUGUGCGCACCGCGAGCAGACCAGGAGCGAGCUCAUCACCGCCGUCUACAACCCUACAGCUGAAAUCAAGAAUACUCAAAUCCUUCGUUCAGUCUUGAAUGUAGAAGGCAAGUUCGACAAUGGCAUCCCCGAAAAGAUCUCCGCCGUCGAGGAAUAUUUGUACAGACCUUUCUCUGUUGGUGAGAACGGCGCCCGUGCUCAAGUCAACACCAAGCUGUCUCUUAGUGGAACGUCAGCUGGUGAGCUCAAGGCCGACUGCCCCGAGCCUCGCACCAUCAUCUUUGAGAACCCUCACAACGCCCGCGCCGAGCACAGUAGCGCGCAAGACGUCUUGGCUGCGGUUAAGGAAACCUGCAAGACCCUUGGAAAUGGUGCCACACCGAAAUCUGCUGGACUUUUCGCUCAGCUCGUUAGGAUUAUGCGCAGUGCCAACAAAGAGGAUUUGAUGAAAGUCUUCGGACAAGUCAAAGGCAACAACUUGGAAAAGCGUGUCUUCAUCGACGGUCUUCUCCGUACCGGCACCGGGUACAGUAUCGACGCCUCCAUCAAUAUCCUGAAGAGCAAAGCUCUCAACACCAUUGAGCAGAACCUCGUCUUCUUGUCUCUUGGAAACGCCAAGCACGUCAACAAUGAAGCUAUCAAGGCUGCCUCGGGCUUGCUCGACAUUCCUGACAUCCCUAAGAACGUGUACCUCGGAGUCGGUGCUCUGGCCGGCAUUUACUGCAGAGACCACCACUGCCACCACGAGAAGAACGAAGGCAUCACUGCUCUCAGCAAGAAGUUCGCGGCCAAGCUCGGGAACUGCAAACCCAAGACAAAGACUGAGGAAGACACUGUCGUAGCCGUACUGAAGGGUAUCCGUAACAUCCGCCAUCUGGAGGACAGUCUCAUCGACAAGCUGGUGCACUGCGCCAACGAUAACGGCGUCAAGGCUCGCGUCAGGGUCAAUGCCCUCGAAGCCUUCCUGGCUGACCCUUGCUCUACUAAGAUCAAGAAAACCGCUCUGGACAUCAUGAAGAACCGCAACUUGGAUUCUGAGAUCCGCAUCAAGGCUUUCCUCGCCGUUAUCGGUUGUCCUUGCGGCAAAUCCGCUACCGAAAUCAAAAACCUGCUGGAUAGCGAGCCUGUACACCAAGUGGGCCGUUUCAUCAGCUCUUCCCUAGCGUUCAUCCGCUCUUCAUCCAACCCCGACAAGCAGCACGCUCGCCAACACUACGGCAACAUCGGCAUCCCUAAGAAGUUUAGAGUCGAUGACAGGAAAUAUUCGUUCUACCGCGAGUUGAGCUUCAACGUUGACGUGUUGGGUGUCGGUGGUGACCUCGACGAGACCGUCAUCUACUCCCAGGACUCCUUCCUCCCGAGAUCAGUCACUCUAAACCUUACCACCGAAGUCUUCGGACAUAGCGUCAACCUUCUUGAGGUCGGCGGUCGUCAAGGUAAUUUGGAUCGCGUCGUCGAACAUUUCCUCGGCCCGAAGAGCUUCCUGAGGACCAAGAACCCCCAGGACUUGCACGAUGAGUUCGCCCGCAAGGUCAGCGAGUCGAUGCAGAAGGUUGAAGGCAGCGUGCGCGGACGUCGCUCCAUCAAGAGCGAUGUUGACAACAUCGACAAACAGAUCAAGGCCGAAUCUAACUCCUUCCAUAACGAACUGGACUUGGACAUCUACAUUAAGCUGUUCGGAACUGACGCCGUGUUCCUAUCCCUCGGCGACGACAAAGGCUUCGACUUCAGCCACUGGCUCGAUGAGGCCCUCAAGAUGUUCAAUAGCGGACUUGAUGAGAUGAAGCGCUUCCAACAUGACUUCCGCAGUCACGUUCUUUUCCUGGACGCCGAGCUCGCCUACCCCACCUCAGCCGGUCUGCCCCUCAAGUUAGACUUUGUGGGAUCAGCCACUGGUCGUCUUGACAUCGCAUCAUCUGUUGACAUUCGUCAAAUCCUAAGGAACCCCGAAAACGCUAAGGUCGACAUCAAACUGGUACCGAGCACCGACGUCGAAGUGUCCCUUGUCAUGAUGGUUGACGCCGACUGCAUGGCCACCGGUCUUAAAGUAACCAACAACCUCCACUCCUCCACUGGCAGUCACGUCAUCGCUAAAAUCAUCGAGAACGGCCAAGGUUUCGAUCUCCAAUGGGGCCUGCCUGUCGAUAAGCAAGAAAUUCUCACCGCCUCCAACGAGAUGGUAUUCUUCAACGCUGAGAAGGGCAAACCAGAGAAACACAUCCCAGUCAAAGUGGAAUCUGAAAAGAAAGAGUAUACUGCCUGCUUUGACCAGUUAGCUGGUAUGAUCGGUCUGAACUUGUGCGGAGAGAUAUCGCUGCCAUUCACAGUAUCUGGCCCCAAGGCACAGGAAUCUAUUUCCAAAUUCGUAGCCAAAUGGCCGCUGGUUGGACCAUCUAAGAUCAAGCUUGUACUUGAGAAGAACGACCUUCGCGGAUACCACGUUAGAGGAGUUUUACCAUCAGAUGCGAAAAAUGGCAAAUACGGAAUUGAACUGCUGUUUGAAGCUGAAGGAUCUCAAAACAGAAAGACGCAUUUGACUGGAGAACUGAUCAACAACGACCAAGAAAAAACCGUGAAACUGAACAUUGAAUCGCCACUCAAGAACCUGUACAACCAGAUCUCAUUGUACACCAAGCCAAAUGAGUACGCUCUAAUGGUGGAGGCAAAAUUGGACGACGCUCACUACUACCUGAGAGCGGGUCUAGAUAUCAACGGCAACGACAAACGUAAGGUCAUGAAGCCGGUCGUCGAGUACCAGGUACCGUCGGAUAAGGGCAAACAGAACGUCAAGGUUGAGGGUCAGAUCAUCAGAGAAGAUAAUGGCAACGCGAAGAAAUACACAAUGCAAGGAGUCAAGCUAAACCUUCCUAACUCUCCCACCGUUAUCGUUUGCGAUGGUCACUUCGCUACCGACCCUAAGGGUGUCGAAAUGGAUCUGAAGAUCAACCAAGGCCAACAACGCGUGCUGCUGAGCGGAGCCCUGAAGGACCACGACGUCAAGAUUGAGUUCCAGAACACGAUCAACCCGUACAUCAACUUCAAAGUUAACGGACACUUCGAGAAUUCUGAUAACAUCGCCCACAACGACGUUGAGUUAUGGUACGGUGGUGAUCUGAGAAGCGCCGAGAACUGCGUUAUCUUCAACCAGCUCAUCAAGCGAUCUGGCAGCAGCGACAAAGACUUCAAUGUCAUUUCUAAGAACAAGUUUGAAAUCCGUGCGCUACCAGCUAAGGCCGCCCUUGACUUUGAAGUCGACCCUAAGAAGUUCGACUUCGGCCUGGAAGGCAACUACGUCGACAGACGAGCCCAACUCAAUAUCGAAGCUCGCAGGAACAUCAAGAAGGAAGGAGACUACCGCGUCAAGACCAACAUAGCUCUCGACAGGCAGGCCGUUGAAGCACUCGUCAAGCGUGAUGUCGUAUCCAACGAGAAGUCCAACCUCGAGAACUACAUCGACUUCAAAGGAAUCGGCCGCUACGAACUGUCUGGAGUAGUCCUCCACAAGAUCAAGUCUAACGAUAUCAAUGUCGGCGCCGUCGGUCACCUAAAGGUGUCCGGCAGCGGCAAGGAUGAGGACAUUAAAUUCGACAUCGGAGGUAUCGACAACAGCAACUUAUACUCCGCCCACGCGACCGUCGCCUCCAAGAGCGGCCAGCUGAUCGACUUCCUGCUGAAGCUGAACCGCGGGGCCAGCCCCAACGGCCAGCUAAAGUUGGCGCUCAGAGACAACAUCGAGGCCAACGGCAAGUUCCAGAUGAACGAGAAGGACGGCAAGGGAACUGGAAACAUCAUGGUUCACUUCAACAAGAUCCAACGCGUGAUCAAGGGAGAGACGAAGUUUGUGGUGAAGGACCCCGUGUACAACGCGGAGGUGGACCUGUUCCUCAACUUCGACAAGGACAACAACGACAAGAUGCACUUCAGUACCAGCAACAAGAAGACCGACAAACUGAUUGACAGCAAGAACAAGUUCCAAUACGCCGGCAAGACCACCGAAGUGAACAUCCACAAGGACGGCGUCAUCGCGCCCGUCGGCAAGGUCCACAGCAACAUCGAAAUCGUGCUGCCCACCGAGAGGUGUCUCACUCUGAAGGUAGACAGAGAGCUGACUGAGAAGAACAAUAUCCUCAACGGCCACAUUGACUUUGAGGUAGCUGACGCCGAGAAGCGUGGAGCUGCGGCCUCUCUGAUCAAGCUGCAGCACAAGCUGCAGGACACCGACUACGACAACCUCAAGCUCAACUCCGAGGGACAGCUGGAGUUCAAGCUGAAGGACGGCAGGAACAUCGUCAGCACAUACAGCUACAAGAACAGCCCCAAGGGAGACAAGAAAUACGAAGUCGAUAUUAAGAACGAAGUAGCCGGUUCCCUGAUCCCGAAGAAGGCGUCUCUGGACGUGAGCGGCACCUACACGACGGAGUGGGACGAUACGGAUGACCACCUGCGCGGCAAACUCAGCUACGGCGACGACCUGGCUGUUGAGUUCGUCAGCAACGAAAUCGAGAAGCUACCCAGCAAGGGUGAACAGAAGAUUUCAUCAGACUUUGUCUGGACCGUGAGACUGCCCCUAGAGAAAGCGCAUGACAUCAAGUGGAGCAGCAAGAUCCUGUACGUGGAGCCCGAGAACCAGGAUAUUGAGCUGACGCUCAUGGAAUCUCUCCAAGUGAACUCAGACCUGUACAAGCUGGAAUCAACGGGCAAGUUCGGUACUACCAAGGGUUCCUCCAAGUUGAAGGCGGUUGUCCCUCAUGUCGAACCCGUCAUCGUCGACUUCGACUACAAGGUUGAUACGCAAGGCGAGAAGAAAUCCGGCAACGUGGAAGUGAAGGCGCAAUACGGCAAGGGCAGAGUGAGCAACGUGAACGUCCAAGCCGCCUUCUCCCCGCAGGAGAGCCAGCUCAAGGUCAUCUCCAACUCGCCGCACUACGAGAACUUGAAGGCACUGACCGUCAGCUACCAUGCAAAGACCCCGACCCCCGACAGCUACAACGUGCAGCUCGCUAUCGACGCGGACGGCCGCGUGUAUCGCACCGACACCAUCGCCGUGAUGAGCAAGAGCCAGCCGCUCUUCGACACUAAAUACUACAGCCCCAGCAUCCCUAAGGGCGCUAGGAUAUUCUUCAAGGGUAACGACAUCGGGAACAACCACGGCGCUAUCGAGAUGAAACUCGAGAACUGCAAAGGCUACGACUUCAGCGUGAACGCCGAGGGAGGCUUCGACAAGGAGCUGGCCUUCCAACUGAAGGCGGACUGCGAGAAACUUGGACUCAAGAACUACAAGAUGAACAUCGUCAGCAAGGACGCCGGGAACGGCAAACGCCUGGAGUUCAACGCCGAGAACAAGAAUAAGAAUGUGUUGAGUGGAAGCACCUCCUUCAUCAGCAAGCAGGAGGGCCCCAAGACCAUCAUCGAGGGCUCCGGGUCGCUGAAGAUCGAGGACAAGCAGAAGCCCGCCAGCUUCAAGUACAUCCGCACCUUCCUCACCGAGGGCAACGAACAGGGAAUUGAGACAUUCAUGAACGUAGCCGUCGGCGACCUCAACCACGUGGUUGAGUCUCGCAUCACCAACAUGGAGUACAAGGGCUCGUACGUGUACUGCGAGGAGAAGAAGCAGUGCGCGCACGCAGAGAUCAACUCCAAGAUCGUCACCAGCAAACCCGGCAGCAUCCAGCAGGUGCUCAACAUCGGCGUGGACCUGCGCAAGCUGGGCUUCCCCACGGAGUUCGGUCUGCAGUCCACGAGCGAGUACAGCGAGAAGCGCCUGCCGCAGCACGAGCUGAACGUGCACGUCAACCGCGACCACGACAAGAUACACCUGCAUGCCUACAGCCAGCCCGAGUUUGGCAAAUUCCCCGCGGGCGUCACCAUCGCGCUGCCGCACCGCGUGCUCGCUGCGGAGUCCCUCGUCCAGUUCCCCGUCGACAAGGCGCUGCCUUUCCCCAUCCGUGCCGAGUUCAGCCUGUACCCGGACAAGAACAAGCCCGCCACCAAGACCGGAGCCAGGUUGAACAUCGACGCCAGCCACAACCGCGACGAGGCAGGCGAGAUUACCGCCGUGCUGGGCUUCACGCACCCUAAACUUGGAAAGGAGGCUCAAAUAAAGGCCCACGCUCAGUUCAAGCUGCCCAAGGAUGUGUUGAUCGUCGAAUCCUCCGUCGUCGCGUCUCACCAAACUCUCGGCAAGGACCGCGAAGCCAAAUUCUGGUUGGAGGCUGGACCCACACACGUUAAACUGAUGAUCAACACACCGAUCGUCAAGGUCAUCGAACUCGAAGGCUCCACCACGGUGAAGGACAACCUGCAGCAGGCAGACCUCAAGAUGAGCCUGCUGGAGGGCAAACCCGUCCAAGUGUACGCCGUUGCCAAGGACUUCAAGUACUACGAGUUCUCUACCAGCUACAGUGACCAAGCCGACCGCAAACUGUCCCUCGUCGCCAACUUGGACCCCGAAAAGCGUGUGGACGUGUCCGCCGCGAUCGUGUUCCCCGGACAGAAGAAGAACAUCGUCAACGCCGCGCUCUUCAUCGAGGACGGUGCGCUCAAGACCGACUACGGAGUCUCCAAUGAUAACUUCCAGUACUUCGUGAAAGCGCUCAGACAAGACCUGGACGCGCUCCAGUCCCGCGUGAAGGAUAUCAGCCAAAAGGGUAGUAACGAGUUCAAGGCCAUCCUAAAGCGCAUCGAGCCCACCUUCAAGCAAAUCAGCCAGGCCUACAGGGAGGACUUCGAGAAGCUCGUUCAGGAGAUCACCAAUGACACCACGCUGAAGGAACUGUCUGAGGCUCUGCACAGCUUAAUCAAGAUCAUGGCCAGAAUCAUUGACGAUGUGACCAACGCACUUCAACCAAUUGUCGACAAGAUCGUAGACGCCAUCACUGACGCUUCCAAGAAGAUCUGUGAUAUGUACGAGAAACAGAUUGAGCCUCAAAUCCUGGAGCUGAGAAACAAGAUCAUGGAGGUAGUGAAACACUACGUGGAUGGCGUGCUCGACGUCGCCGCACACUUCGGCGCCCUAGUCAUCGACUUCGUAGAGAAACACAAGCCCGAGCUCCAGGAGCUCACCAACAUCUUCACUGAGAUCUUCAGAGACCUUACCAGGAUCCUCGUCAACCAGAUGAAAGAAUGGAAGAAGAAGUCCGCAGAGUUCUUCGCCGCUGUUAGCGAAAACUUUAGCAAGAUCCCCAUCUUCGACGUCAUCAAGGAGAAGUGGCAAGAACUGGCUGUACCGGAACAGAUCAUGGGACUCCUGAGCGAAGGCAAACAGACCAUCCGCGAGAUCCUGCCCACUGAGGAGAGCAAGGCCUUCCUUGACGCCCUCUUCAACUACGCACAGAAGAAGGUACACCAAGAGAAGGUGGACGAGAUUGCGGAGCUGAAGAACCUGUACGAGAAGAUGAUCUCCGCUGUCAACUCGCUCGUCACUUUCGUGAGAGGCCAGCUCGGACAGUACGGCGUGCCCAUUUACCCCGCAUUCAAUAUUGCAUCAUUCAUCGGAGGUAGUCCUAUCUCGCCCCCGUCCCUCGGCGGCUCCAUCUCGUUCAACAUCAUCACUCAGAUCUUGCGCGGCGACGUCCCUGACCCGUUGUCACUCAUCAACGCUUACAGACCAAGAAGCCUGAACCCAUUAGAUGAAGUGCCUUACAAACUGCGCUCCGUCGUCGUCAACGGCCAGCACAUCUUUACGUUCGACGGUCGCCACCUGACCUUCCCCGGCACCUGUCGCUACGUCCUCGCCCACGACCACGUCGACCGCAACUUCACGCUCUUGAUCCAGCUCGCCAACGGCAGCCCUAAAGCCCUCAUCCUGGAGGACAAGAGCGGCGCCACCAUUGAGCUGAAGGAGAACGGCCAGGUUGCACUGAACGGCGCUGGUCACGGCUACCCGGUGAUCGAAAAGGACGUGUUCGCGUUCAGACAGACCAACGGCCGCAUCGGCCUCGGCUCUACAUACGGACUGAUGGCUUUCUGUACUAGUAAACUUGAGGUGUGCUACAUCGAGAUCUCCGGCUUCUACCUCGGCAAGCUGCGCGGUCUGCUCGGAGACGGCAACAACGAACCCUACGACGACUUCAGAAUGCCUAACGGAAAGAUCACCCAAUCAGAGGCUGAGUUCGGUCACUCGUACCGCCUGACCGGCAGCUGCGCGCAGCCCAAAACGCCGGAGCACUCCCACGCCCAGCACCACGAGGCGAUGCCGGCCGCCUGCGAGACCGUCUUCGGAGGCCUGUCCCCGCUCAGACCGCUGUCGCUGUUCCUGGACGUCCAUCCGUUCAGACAAGCAUGCAUCCACGCGUGCACCGGCUCAGACAACGAUCUCCACCAAGCGUGCGACCUCGCGCGCGGUUACGCCGCACUCGCGCUGACCGGCCUGCUGCCCGCCGUACUGCCUGCUGCCUGCGUCCGCUGCACCGACGCUGACAAGCCCCGCGAAGUCGGCGACAUAUACGAAGUGAAGCUGCCCGCUAAGCAGGCCGAUAUUGUGGUCUCGGUUGAGGUUACCAAGUCUAACGAGGAUAACUACAAGCACAUCGUGGUCCCGCUGGUGGCGCAGGUGAUCGACCAGCUCAAGGCCAAGCGCAUCACUGACGUGAAGGUCUACCUCGUCGGCGUCACCUCCAAGUACCCCUACCCCAUCAUAUACGAUACUGACCUGAAACUGACGAAGCCGAAGGUGGUAUUCGACGACGAGUCCCGCUACAACGACAUCACGCCCAUCCACACGCCCGACAAGCUCGUCAACCAGGCGCAGCUGAUUGUCUCCAACCUCCACAACCUGCUCAGCAGGACGCUCGGAACCUACAACGUGAUGUCGACGUACGAGUCCCUGUCCGACCUGCCGCUGCGGCCGGCCGCCGUCAAACACUUCAUCUCCGCCGUCGGCGACGACUGCGAGGCCACCGAUAUUCCUCUGAAGACUCUCCAGCUGCUGCCGUACAGGGUGUGGGCGGAGAACAACGGCGUGACCGGCUCCAUGGUCAUCGACACGCCACGACUCAGCACCAAGGAUGGCAAACCCGCGCACAACGUGCUCGGUUUUACCAAGAACUCUGUGCUGUACGCUGACAAGAAGGCAGCUGAGGGCGAGGAGGCUCGCGAGCAGCUCGUCGUGCCCGGCUACAACGAGUGCAUGGCGUUUGAGGAAGUCACCGGCGGCGUCAUCUUCUCCGCCAGCAACAUGAAGCAGGCGUCCAACCACAAGCAGUGGCUGACCAGCAUGGCCACGUCCAUCACCACACGGCUGCUGCACGAGUCACUCGUCCAGGAGUGCACCUGCACCUACGUCGACCCCUUCCGCGUCCGCUCCGUGUGCGUCACCAAGGAUAGGAAGGAGGUGGCUCGCAGAAGAAAGUAAAUUAAAGAAAACCAAAGACUUAGUACAAAGACUUCGGUACACGACGGUUUAAUUUAAUUAAUUUAAUAUUCACUAAGAUUUGUACUAAGAUAGUUUAUUAGGCAGUACACAUACGAGAGGUAGCGGUAGAAUUGUAUAUAGGGUGUGGUAGAAUCAAUGAUGUACUGAUAAAGACGUUUAAGUAGAAAAAUAGUUUCCAUACUCGAAAACUAAUUCUUUCUAUGAGCGAGUUUGCACUUUUCAAAGUCAUUCAUACUUAUGAUGUUUUUUUUCGAGUAAGAUGUAUUUUUCUACCUAAACGUCUUUAUAUAAUCAGUAGAUUAAUACCUAAGAGGUUAAUCUUACCACACCCUAUAUAGUUGGGGUAAGAAGACCCACUGGUCUCUCUUGCCCCAACUAACAAUGACACUAGUCUUUUAUUCAUAUUACUGCUACUCUUUCGUAUUACAGACACCUGGUGUACCAGUUUGAACGUUAUUAUGAGAACAAUAAGGUUGAAAUUGGUAUAUCGUUUGUCGAUUAAGCAAAAUCUCACUUGUACCAGGCAGCGUUCUAUUUAAUUUAGUUGUAUAUUCGCCAACAACUUUCAUAAGGUGUUAAUCUGUGUAUUAAAUAAAUAUAAUGUUAUUUA